AUUGUUACUUACAAUAAAGCACAUGCUGGAAAAUAGUAAUCAAGGCAGAGAUCAAAUAUCAAUCAACAACAAACUAAUAGUAGGAGGAAAGAUUCAGCUGGACACUUUGCUUUCAAACAUUGUGAAAGAAACAGCAGAAACAAAACAUCUGAAAACAAAACUCUUGGUGGAAAAACAAAACCUGGAAAAACUGAAGAACAACAUUAAACAAGAGAGAGCAUACCUGGGCAAAGCCAAUAUGCUCAUGAGCAAAGAAAAACUAGAGCUGGCCUUGAUGAAGUCUGAUAUGCAAAAACAAUUGAUCACAUUGGAGGAGAAUCAACACAUGAUUAAAGAGGGAAACAUUGACCUUGAAAUCAGAGAAAAUGAGUUAAAAAAGAAAACAAUGGGACUGGACACAAUAGCUGAGAAGAUGAAGAAGGGAAGGGAACAAAUUCACCAGCUAAACAUGGAUGUUGGGACAAAAAGAGAUGAAGUCAAUGAUAACCGAUGUGCAAUGGAACAGCAAAAUAAGGACUUGAGUGUUUUUAGACAGGAACAUUGUCAAAAGAGCAAAGAGAUUGCAUUUGCCAGGACCAAAAUAAGUACAGGGAUGGAAAAGCUACUCAAAAUGAAGGCUACUUUUGAAACUGAAAAAAUACUGCAUGCCAAAGACACGGAGACGAUGGAACAACUACAAUCUGAGCAGAAAGUGUUGCAAGAUCACUUUAGGUCUUGUAUCCUGUCAAUGAGAAGAGUGACAGAUGAUUUAAAGGCAAAGUAUGAAAAGAAACUUGAAGACAUUGACAAAAAGGUUGUCAAAUUAGAAGCGAAAAAUGAAGGUAUGCCGAAAUUGUUGCUUAAAUUUAAGCACAUGCUGGAAGAUAGUAAUCAAGGCAGAGAUCGAAUAUCAAUCAACAACAAACUAAUAGUAGGAGGAAAGAUUCAGCUGGACAAUUUGCUUUCAAAUGUAUUGAAAGAAUCAGAAGAAAUAAAACAUCUAAAAACAAAACUUUUGGGGGAAAAACAAAACCUGGACAAACUAAAUAACAACAUUAAACAAGAGAAAGAAAUCCUGAGCAAAGCUAUUGAGUUCAUGAGCAAAGAAAAACUGGAGCUUGUUGUGAUGAAGUCUGAUAUGCAAAAACAAAUGAUCGCAUUGAAAGAGAAUCAACGCAUGGCCAAAGAGAGAUACAGUGACCUUAAAAUCAGAGAAAACGAGUUUAGAAAGAAUAAAACAGGAUUGGACAGAAUAGCUGAGAAGAUGAAGAAAGAGAGGGAACAAAUUCAUCAGCUAAACAUGGACGUUGUGACAAAAAGAGAUGAAGUCAAUGAUAACCGAUUUGCAAUGGAACAGCAAAAUAGGGACUUGAAUGUUCUCAGACAGGAACAUUGUCAAAAGAGCAAAGAGAUUGCAUUUGCCAGAACCAACAUAAGUACAGAGAUGGAAAAGCUACUCAAAAUGAAGGCUGAUUUUGAAACUGAAAAAAUACUGCAUGCCAAAGACACGGAGACGAUGGAACAACUACAAUCUGAGCAGAAAGUGUUGCAAGAUCACUUUAGGUCUUGUAUCCUGUCAAUGAGAAGAGUGACAGAUGAUUUAAAGGCAAAGUAUAAAAAGAAACUUGAGGACAUUGACAAAAAGGUUGUCAAAUUAGAAGCGAAAAAUGAAAGUAUGCCGAAAUUGUUGCUUACAAUAAAGCACAUGCUGGAAAAUAGUAAUCAAGGCAGAGAUCAAAUAUCAAUCAACAACAAACUAAUAGUAGGAGGAAAGAUUCAACUGGACACUUUGCUUUCAAACAUUGUGAAAGAAACAGCAGAAACAAAACAUCUGAAAACAAAACUCUUGGUGGAAAAACAAAACCUGGAAAAACUGAAGAACAACAUUAAACAAGAGAGAGCAUACCUGAGCAAAGCCAAUAUGCUCAUGAGCAAAGAAAAACUAGAGCUGGCCUUGAUGAAGUCUGAUAUGCAAAAACAAUUGAUCACAUUGGAGGAGAAUCAACACAUGAUUAAAGAGGGAAACAUUGACCUUGAAAUCAGAGAAAAUGAGUUAAAAAAGAAAACAAUGGGACUGGACACAAUAGCUGAGAAGAUGAAGAAGGGAAGGGAACAAAUUCACCAGCUAAACAUGGAUGUUGGGACAAAAAGAGAUGAAGUCAAUGAUAACCGAUGUGCAAUGGAACAGCAAAAUAAGGACUUGAGUGUUUUUAGACAGGAACAUUGUCAAAAGAGCAAAGAGAUUGCAUUUGCCAGGACCAAAAUAAGUACAGGGAUGGAAAAGCUACUCAAAAUGAAGGCUACUUUUGAAACUGAAAAAAUACUGCAUGCCAAAGACACGGAGACGAUGGAACAACUACAAUCUGAGCAGAAAGUGUUGCAAGAUCACUUUAGGUCUUGUAUCCUGUCAAUGAAAAGAGUGACAGAUGAUUUAAAGGCAAAGUAUGAAAAGAAACUUGAAGACAUUGACAAAAAGGUUGUCAAAUUAGAAGCGAAAAAUGAAGCAAAAUAA
Molecule: messenger RNA, 2491 nt
Organism: Nerophis lumbriciformis (worm pipefish)
Lineage: Eukaryota; Metazoa; Chordata; Actinopteri; Syngnathiformes; Syngnathidae
Source: RefSeq, a predicted model, not a curated record